Messenger RNA from Neoarthrinium moseri, 8016 nucleotides. RefSeq lists its product as uncharacterized. The transcript has 3 exons. NCBI's taxonomy places the organism in Eukaryota, Fungi, Ascomycota, Sordariomycetes, Amphisphaeriales, Apiosporaceae. Bases 1 to 8016 code for a protein of 2671 amino acids. Gene Ontology annotation, molecular function: 3-oxoacyl-[acyl-carrier-protein] synthase activity; phosphopantetheine binding. The record is from RefSeq and is a predicted model, not a curated record. Gene Ontology annotation, biological process: fatty acid biosynthetic process.
AUGGCACGUUACGGCACUGGAGCGGAGCGCAGCGUCCUUUUAUUUGGCGGUCUAUCAUUAAACUUGGACGCGUCGGCUCUAGAACUUGUACGAAAGGCUCUCAUAGAGCACGAGGAAAACAAAUGGGGCUUGGACGUGAUCAGAGAACUACCGUCAGUGUGCGAGACGGCCUUAAGGUCUCUCCCUGUGCUACAUCAAGCCACGGGAAAGCUCAUGCUCAGGCAGCUUGCUGACCUGGAAGAUGCCUUUACAACCGGCCGACCCCUCGACAAGACCUCUUACCCACUGCCAAACUCCCUUCUUAUUCCCAUUACAGUUAUCAGGCAACUGGCUCAGUAUGGAGAAUUAUUGCAAGAAAACAAAAUUGAGGGCAUUCUUCACGGCCGCCAUGAGAAUUUGGGCUUGUGCACGGGUUUGUUGAGUGCCUUUGUUGCGUCAAGCGCACGCAAUAUCGAAGAAUUUCAACAACUAGCAGCUGUAGCUGUACGCCUAGGACUCCUGAUAGGCCUAGUAGUUGAUGGUCAGGACGCCUCCUUGGGUAUGGGGAGGUCAAAGUCUCUAACCGCUGCCUGGAGCUCAGACAAGGCGCCAGAGAUCUUGGAGUCGAUCUUGGAGGAGUUCAGAGAUGCUUAUGUUUCGGUAUAUUAUGACAAGAACUGUGUCACAAUUACAGUUUCUCCUGAUAGAAUACCGGAGCUGAGCAGUCGGUUGCGUGCUGCAGGUAUCAGCGCGUCCGAGAUUAACCUUUACGGAAGAUUCCACUCUUCGAAUAACUCGCCUCUUGUGGAUGAAUUAGUUGCCUUCUGCGAUUCGCAUGCUAUGUUCCAACUUCCAAAUGUUGCAGCCUUGGCCAUGCCCACAAGAGCUAACGACAUUGGAGGGUCGUUAAUGCGCAAAGGUUCUUUGCAUGGCCAUGCACUCCGGGCUAUCCUCGUUGAGCCCGCCCAGUGGUUUGAUUCCUUCUCAGAAUCAACAGCACCACUAUCAGACACCCAGGUGACGGUCUUCGAACUGGGCACGGAGAGAAGUGUACCCACUUCACUUGCUCUGAAGCCGCCCCGGACGAUGAAGAUUGUGCACCUCGCAGACACGAAGGGAAAAGCGGAUCGGCAGUCCGGCCGAAUCUCAAUGGAAAAUGACAUUGCUGUCGUGGGCAUGUCUUGCAAGGUUCCCGGAGCUAAUGAUCUUGAAGAGUUUUGGGAUCUGAUUGCUGCGGCAAGGUCUCAGCAUCAGGAGAUCGGCCCAGGCAGCCGAUCAAUUGACCGUUUCUCCUUCAAUGACGGUCCAUUCCGCACUAUUGACGACCCGAAUAUGAACCGUAAGUGGUUCGCCAACCUCAUUGAUGGUUAUGAUCAGUUUGAUCACCGCUUCUUCAAGAAGAGUGCCCGUGAGAGCGCAUCAAUGGACCCGCAGCAGCGCCAUAUCCUGCAAGUGGCAUACCAGGCGCUCGAGCAAAGUGGCUACUUCCACAACCAGGCAACGAUAGAGCACACAAAUAGAAGCAUCGGUUGCUUUGUCGGUGUGUGCCUAAGCGACUAUGAUAACAACGUGGCUUCCCACCCUGCCAACGCCCUCACUGCCACAGGCAAUCUACAGGGCUUCAUCGCUGGCAAGGUCUCCCACUUCUUCGGCUGGACAGGUCCGAGCAUUACACUCAACACUGCUUGCAGCUCCUCGCUAGUUGCCGUGCAUCAGGCCUGUCAGUCCAUUCUCACAGGAGAGUGUGAAGCGGCUCUCGCCGGUGGAACGCACAUCUUGACCUCGGCAGAGUGGUUCCAGAAUCUCGCGGCAGGCUCAUUCCUCAGCCCCACCGGCCAGUGCAAGCCAUUUGAUGAGAAGGCUGACGGAUAUUGCCGAGGAGAGGGUGCUGGGGUUGUUUUCCUCAAGAAGUUGAGCAAGGCCGCCGCCGAUGGAGAUCCAAUUUUGGGCGUCAUCGCCGCUACCAGUGUUCAACAGAACCAAAACUGUACUCCGAUCUUCGUCCCUAACGUACCUUCGCUGGGUAAUCUCUUCACUAAAGUCAUGGAUAAAGCCCGCGUCAAGCCCUCACAGGUCACCGUGGUUGAGGGCCACGGUACGGGUACGCCAGUAGGCGAUCCGGCUGAGUACGACAGCAUCCGGCGCGCUCUUGGUGGGCCAACACGGGGACCAGGCAACCAGUUGGCUGUGGGCUCGGUGAAGGGGCUGGUCGGCCACAUGGAGUGUACCUCCGGUGUGAUCAGCCUUAUAAAGGUACUUUUGAUGAUCCAAAAGGGCACGAUUCAGCCACAAGCCAGUUUUAAUCAGGCGAAUCCAAGCUUGAAGAUCUCGCCCAGUGACCAAAUGUUCAUUCCAACCCGGGCGCUCGCGUGGGACUCCGACUUCCGUGUGGCGCUCAUCAAUAACUACGGCGCGUCUGGAUCGAAUGCCUCCGUGGUCGUCAUCCAACCGCCCUCACGGAGCGCAUCAAAGAGGCAGGAAUUCACAGUCCGAGAGCCGAGUGGGCUCAAGUAUCCGUUCUGGUUCACCGGGUUCGACAAGAACAGUAUACGUCGCUAUUUCAUGGUCUUCCGCAAGUACCUACAACGACCAGCAGCUGCUAUAUCACUCGCUGGUCUGUCAUUCAACCUUGCCACCCAGAGCAAUCGCAACUUGGCUGCCAGUUUGAUGCUGACGGCAAGCUCCGUCAAUGAACUAGACCAGAAACUGGCGACGUUUAUAGGUAGCGAUGGCACUGACGGACCUUCGGUCGAAAUUGCUUCACAUAUGACGGUUCCAAACGUGAUCCUAUGCUUUGGAGGCCAAUCAUCUCCCUUCGUGGGUCUCGAUCGCUAUCUGUACGAAAACAUCGCUAUCCUACGCAAGCACCUCGACCAAGUCGACGCUGUGGUACAGUCGCUGUCGAAGGGAACCUGCAUCUUCCCUGGUAUCUUCCAGCGUACUCCAGUAGACGACGUCGUUGAGCUGCAAGCAAUGAUCUUUGCGAUGCAGUACGCGUGUGCCCAAAGUUGGAUCGACGUCGGAGUUCGCCCAAGUGCGCUGGUCGGCCACAGUUUUGGCGAACUUACAGCAUUAUGCGUUGCGCAGGUGCUGUCACUUGAAGACACGGUCAAGAUGAUCCUGCGCCGGGCAACCGUCAUAAAAGAGCACUGGGGUCCUGAGAGAGGCGCCAUGCUGGCCGUCCAAGCAACCCUUGCUGACGUGACAAAGUUGUUGGCCGAGGCCAACGCCGAUCACUCGGGUGAACCUGCAAGCAUAGCCUGCUACAAUGGACCGUCGAGCUUCACCAUUGCAGGACCGACUCGGGCAAUCGACGCAGUGGUUGCGUUGUUUAAGAAGAAACAACCAGAUGGCGAAAAGAAGGGAAACCAAAUCAAGAGACUCGCCGUGACGCACGCCUUCCAUUCCGUACUCGCAGAUCCUCUGCUUGGCAAGCUAGUGGAAGCUUUUCAAGGUCUGACCUUCCGCGAGGCGAAAUUCCAUGUCGAGCGAGCUGUACCAGAUGAGGCAGUGGGUGUAGAACACAAUAACAUCCAAUUUAUUGCGAAGCAUAUCCGAAGCCCAGUUUACUUUCACCACGCCAUCGAGCGCCUGGUACGACGUCGUCACACUUCUUCGCCGUGCGUCUUCCUAGAGGCGGGCACAAAUACAUCAAUUACAUCAAUUGCCGCCCACGCGUUGGGUAAUGUGAAGGGCAACUUCUCCUUCCACGGCCUAAAAAUUGCUAGCGGAGACGACGGCUGGAACAAGCUGACCGAAACCACAAUGUCCCUAUGGAAGACUGCUCGGCUCGCAAUACACCAUUGGGCACAUCACCCGAUGCAGAGGCAUCACGUGUCUUUGACCCUUCAGCCCUUGUUCCUGCCGCCGUACCAGUUUGACCCGGAUUCUCGACACUGGUUGGCACUUAAGACGCUACCUAAAGCUAUGUUAGCAGCGGAUGCCGGUCGCAAGGCUGUUGCGGAGGCAGAAAAGAAGCCCCAGGGGUUACUAACAUUCAUUGGCCAUCUCAACACCGAGGCAGAGGAUGAGCGGGCAUUGUUCCGGGUCGAGACAGCCGCCGAAAAGUACAAGAAUCUUCUCUCAGGUCAUGUCACCUUGCAAACAGCACCAAUACUGUCUGCGACGCUGCAAAUCAGCUUUGUUAUUGACGCCAUUGACUCUGCCCACCCCGAGUACAAAUCCGAAGGAUAUCAGCCUCAAAUACAAGAGGUCGAGUACCACUCUCCGGUUUGCUUCAAUUCUGCCCGGACCCUAUGGGUCGAGGUCAGUUACGACACCUCGAAACGGGCUCGUGUUCAACAGGGGUGGACCUUUGAAGUAUUCAGCUGCUUCGGGAAGGAAUCCAACGAGCGGACAGUGCACACGACGGGCAAAGUAGUUCUCAGCAGUUCUGGCGAUUCAUCAUUGAAGCGUGAACUGGCACAUUUCGAGAGACUAUUGAGACAUCAUCGAGCUUCCUCGCUGCUCCAGAGCUCAGACGCCGAGGAGAUUCUAGGCAAGCGCAGUAUUUAUCGCCUAUUUAGUGACAUUGUGGAUUACGGCGAAGAAUUCCGGGGUAUGGUGAAAAUGGCGAAGCGCGGUAAUGACAAUGCAGGCCAUAUUGUGCGCCUCAACACAAGCCCCGAGCGAGAAUGGUUCGAUCCACACUUGGCCGACACCUUCUGCCAGCUUGGCGGCAUAUGGAUCAACUAUAUGGCAGAAGAACAUGGUCAAAAUCAUGUGUUCCUUGCAAAUGGCAUCGAUCGUUGGAUCAGGUCAUAUCACUCUGGCAAGCGGCCGAGUGAUUUCCAUGCACUUGCCGUGCAUGACCGUCCGUCUGCCCAGCUGUGCUUGACGGACGUUUUCAUUUUUGAUGCUGCCGAUGGGGCGUUGGUGGAGGUAAUCCUUGGCAUUUGUUAUGUGAAGAUUCCAAGACUUUCCAUGGAGAAGAUGUUAAGUCGUCUCUCUUGUAAUGUUUCUGAGUCUACCGCGACUGCCACAGUGAUCCCCACCACUACUGUUUCUGCCCUGAAGAACCUGUCAACGGCCAUUGCGGAUGAGGUACCAUUGGUGGCAGGAUCAGCAAGCCAACAGGGUAUCGCUACAGGAGAGCCAGCACCGUCGGCCACAGAGGGUAACGCAUUUCUUGUAAUGGCUCAAAAGAUCAAAGAUGUGAUCUCCGAUUUGUCGGGCAUAGACGUAUCUGAGAUCAAGGACGACAGCGAACUGGCAGAUCUCGGCAUCGAUUCUCUCACCGGAAUGGAAAUGAUGCACCAAAUUGAAUCCAACCUCAAGGUGAAGCUUCCAGAAGCUGAAAUGAUGCUGGUCGUCAGCAUUACAGAGCUCGUCAAAUGCGUAGCUGGUGCCAUGUGCAUCACGGAUUCGGGCUUGCAACUCAUCAAAGACUCGGACAGCGACGAUUAUCCCAGUGUUAUGGAAGCUUCAGAUAGCUCGGUGGGCCAGACCAACACGGAUAUCAGCACACCAUUCCCAGAGCUGGACGUCGAACAAUUUGAGGAACAAGAGGAGCACAACGCAUCAGCUCAGAAUCCCACGCUAUCCCUUGGAGCCGCGUUGCAGGCUUUCCAUGAGACUAAAAAAUUGACAGAUAUGUGUGUGGUUAGCCUAGGACAAGAAAGAUACGCAACAAUGACUCUGCCCAUUCAGAACAACCUGACCGUGGCCUUGACUCUUGAGGUUCUCCAAUCUCUGGGUGCCGGGUUUGAGCACGCUCGACCGGGCCAAAAGCUCUCACGCAUUCCGCACUGCCCAGAACAUCACCGGUUCGUUUCGCACCUGUAUGACAUGCUGGAGGCGGAGACACAGAUUAUCAAGAUAGACGGGAGUGUUAUCACUAGGACGGCAGUGCCUCUUCCAGAUAUAAACAGCAAGGAUCUAUUCCAGGUGCUACAGCAGCGUGGCGAAGACCAGCACUCGGCCAACAAGCUUAUAUACUAUGCGGGAAAGAGUCUCAGACGUGUGCUUUCAGGAGAAACCAGCGGUGUCAAGGUGAUAUUUGGAGAUGAAGAAGGCCGUGAGCUUGUCAGCAAAUGGUACGCAGAUUGGCCACUGAAUAAGUGCCUAAUUGGUCAGAUAGCGGACUUUGUACGAAGACUGCUUUCAAAACUCCAGACUGCUCGCAUCUCUGGUACUGACAGGAAUAGCCCACUGCGGAUCCUGGAAAUGGGCGGUGGGACCGGUGGCACCACGAGGCAGCUUGUACCGCUCUUGGCACAAGCACAGAUACCCAUUGAAUACACCUUUACCGACUUGGCACCCUCUUUUGUGUCUGCUGCUCGCAAGAAGUGGGCCAAGGAGUACUCGUGGAUGAAGUUUCGAGUUCAUGACAUCGAGAGUGAGCCAGCUCAAGACCUUCAAGGCAUGCAAGACCUUGUGAUUGCCAGCAAUGCCAUCCAUGCAACUAAGUCACUAUCCAAGAGUUUGAGAAAUGUACGCAAAGCUCUGCGGCCUGACGGCAUCCUUGUGAUGUUAGAGAUGACACGCACUCCGUACUGGGUUGAUUUGAUCUUUGGUCUUUUCGAAGGGUGGUGGCUAUUUGCUGAUGAACGGAACCACGCUUUGACGAAUGAGCUCAUUUGGCAACGGGAACUACAUGCUGCUGGGUAUGGUGAAGUGGACUGGACAGACGGUGAGAUGCCCGAGACGGCGCUGCAGAGAGUGAUCAUGGCUGCUGCCAGCUCCACCAGCAGGUCUGAACGAACUCCAGUUUCGCUGACGAAGAAGAAGAUGACGUCUGUAGCCUGUAUGGCGCGUGAGCAGACUGUCGCUGGAUACGUGCAAGAAUUUACCCGUGACUUCGACGCACCAUUGCGCAUCAACAAUGCCAGCUUUCAUGAGGAUGACGCUUGUAUUUCCUGUGAAUCACAAAGCAACUGUGUGUUGAUAACUGGUGGCACGGGAGGCUUGGGGGCGCACUUAGUAGCAUCGGCGGCGCUUCGCACUGAUGUGAGUAGGGUCAUCUGCCUGAACCGCCCACGACAAGCACAGGAGCCCAAAGCGCGACAGCUAGAAGCCUUGCGAAAGAAGUGUAUCGAGCUCCCGCCGGACGCCAAGGCAAAAAUCGAGGUGUGGGAGACAGACCUGUCACAGCCCGUAGAACUCGGCCUGUCCCAUGAACAGUACCUUUCGCUUAUUGAUAGGGUCACACGCAUCGUGCACAACGCUUGGCUUAUGCACUCUAAGUGGCCGGUCAAACGCUUUGAGCCGCAGCUCCGAAUCAUGGCGAACAUGCUGAAUCUGGCGCGCGACAUUUCAGCGCGACAUCCUCGUUUGGUGUGGUUCGAGUUUGUCUCUUCGAUCGCAACGAUUGGCCACCACUCCUUCUGGACGGGAAGCCCGAUGGUGCCUGAGGAACGAGUACCUAUCGAAAGCGUGUUGCCGACCGGAUACGGCGAAGCCAAGUAUAUAUGCGAACGCAUGCUGGACGCUACCUUGCAUAGGUUCCCCGAGCGCUUCCAGGCCACGGUGGUGCGUCUUGGUCAGAUUGCUGGCAGCAAGACAAACGGUCAUUGGAACCCCAUGGAACACGUACCUUUUAUGAUCAAGUCCUCUCAGUGUCUGGGCGCUGUCCCCGAGCUCCCAGGCACAUUGGGAUGGACUCCAUCCGACGAUAUAGCAAGUGCCCUGAUCGAGAUUUUGAUGCAACCUAGUAGUGUCCAGCUGUAUCCUGUCUACCAUAUCGAAAAUCCCAUACGUCAAGCCUGGUCAGAUACACUUGCUACACUGAUCGACGCCCUACGUAUCUCUGGUGCCGAAGAUAAUUGCGAAUUAAGCAAGAUUCCUUUCCAGGAGUGGCUGGAGCGCGUACGCAGUUGGCCGCGGUCAGAAGACAACGGUCCACAAGGCGCCAACCCCGGCUUCAUGUUAGUAGAUUUCCUCAAGGAUAAUUUCGUCCGCAUCAGCUGUGGUGGGCUUCUCAUGGCAACAGCCAAGGCAAGAGAACAUUCGCCGACGAUGGCGCGAUUGGGCCCAGUCAGCGAUGAAUUGAUCCGAUCUUAUGUACAGAGCUGGAAAGAAAGCGGUUUUCUAAACUGA